Molecule: messenger RNA, 298 nt
Organism: Staurois parvus
Lineage: Eukaryota; Metazoa; Chordata; Amphibia; Anura; Ranidae
Source: the annotation of a GenBank genome assembly
ACAGCUGGUAUAUCUGUGGAUGGAAAGGCAAAAAUCAGGUGGGAAUUACAGCCGUUACCGAGCUCAAACAGAAAAACAUGUGGUCUUAUGUGUUAGCUCCUUGAAAAUUUAUCUGUUAAUGGAUUUCUUUAAUGAAUUCUAUGCACACCCAAGACUACAGGAUUACUAUGCGGUGAUAUUGUGUCCAACUGAGAUGGAUAUCCAGGUUAGACGCAUUCUUCAGAUUCCCAUGUGGUCUCAAAGAGUUAUCUACCUACAGGGUUCAGCCCUUAAAGAUCAGGAUUUGUUAAGCGCUAAG